Hemiscyllium ocellatum (epaulette shark) is the source of this 834-nucleotide messenger RNA. RefSeq lists its product as uncharacterized. The record is from RefSeq and is a predicted model, not a curated record. Lineage: Eukaryota; Metazoa; Chordata; Chondrichthyes; Orectolobiformes; Hemiscylliidae. The transcript has 5 exons. Bases 1 to 834 code for a protein of 277 amino acids.
AUGGGUGCCCUCCUUGGUUUGGUCCUGUGUCUCUAUUUACCCUGUUUAUUCAGUCAGUCAGUGACACAGAAACCUUUAAAUGUUUCUAAGAACGAGUGUGAGUCCCUUACCAUCACCUGUGCUUUUAAUGAAUAUCAUUGGUAUUACACUUAUCAUUUUGAGAGUGGAACAUUCUUCAAACAAACGCAGACAGCCACAGAAUGGGAGCGGAUCUCCAGCGGCGGGAGAUUUGUUCUGUCCACGGAUAAAGCUCAAAAGACAUUUUCGUUGAAAAUUCGGGAUGCCAGAGUUGAAGACACUGCCACCUAUUACUGUAAAGCUCAAUACUCGUGCUAUGCACACAGUGACAGGCCUCGGCUUCCCGUCGCUCAAAAACUCUCGCAGGAGCAUGUCGAUGGACCCGGGACAAUGGUGACUGUCACACCUGAUUCCAGUACCCCGAUAUCUCAGAGACCGCUUGUGCAAACCUCUCCUGCUGGUGACAACGUUACUCUAAGUUGUAAGUAUUCAGAAUCCUGUCAGUACACAGUUUACUGGUACAAUCAGUCCCCAGGACAGGCUCCGAAAUACCUCCUUCAGAGAGACACUACAGGAGAGGCGAAGAAAGAAAAUGCUGCUGGACUACGAAUUUCGGAAUCUUUUGAUCCACAGGCAAAAAUCAGUCAGUUAAUGAUCUCUCGAAUACAACUAAGUGAUUCUGCUGUUUAUUACUGUGCAAGGAGUCGGCAGUCAGCACGCACACUGAUUCAGGCUGGAGAAUAUGCCAUCGCUGAUCAUGCACAAACACAAAAAUUAGAAACAUUGAAAGAUAUUCCGACCUUGAGUCUGCACUGA